This is a messenger RNA of Contarinia nasturtii (swede midge), 8360 nucleotides long. RefSeq names its product Kv channel-interacting protein 4. The record is from RefSeq and is a predicted model, not a curated record. The transcript is spliced from 11 exons. Gene Ontology annotation, molecular function: calcium ion binding. Lineage: Eukaryota; Metazoa; Arthropoda; Insecta; Diptera; Cecidomyiidae. The coding region runs from base 509 to 1594 and encodes 361 amino acids.
GCUUGACAGAGGAUUUUCUGUGAACACCGCAUCAAAGCAGCUUGAAUAAAGUGCUUAACGAAAAAUUGUUUAUUCACUGAAUAACUGAAUUGUUGCAUAACUGAAAACAUAUUGGAGUGCCAGAGUUGUUAAAUUCAGAUACAAAAUGGCGAUGGAUGGAUUUGGGACUGUAUUUGCAUCGCAUCAAUAAAAAUUCUAAAUCAGUGUAAUAAAAAACAGGGUUUAACGACAUAUUUUCGAAGUAACCGAAGAAAAGGAAUCGAAGUUCGAAUGAUAAAAAUUGUUUAGUGUUUGCGCUCGCGCAUUUUCAUAAUGGCUGUUUCAUUGGAAUUGCAAUUAUAGUGUAUAUGUGUGUGUGAAUACCUGUGACUUGGUGGUGCAUAAAUGUGAAAAAGGCGGGAUAAAAAAAAUGAUGACUGACACAUAUCUUUUUUUAUUUAAAAUAAAUAAAUAAUACAAUUAGACAUGCCAAUAAAUAAAUGGUGAGUUAACCAAUGUGGCCAAUAACAUGGCUGGUACACAGGCACAGAGACCCACAAUCUCUCAGCAUGAGGGUACCAGUGCUACACGUCUACGAACCAAUCGAACAAAUGCUCAACAACAACAACACUCACAAACGACUGGUAUCACAACGACAACACAAAGUGGCUCGAAUUCACAAUUGCAAACGCAGCAACACCCGAACACGAUCGGCUGCACUUCGUCCAGUGGAAACGGUUCCACAAUUGCAAUAUCGACUAUCUCGACUGCACCAAUUCCAAGUCGACAAUUGCUUGAAUCAUCACAAAUGCUUCAACAGCCUCAGCAUGUCGAAAUUGUACUCAACGAUGACAACGACGAUGCUGAGCAAAUUGCCGCCGAAAAAGAUGCCGCCGGUACAAAAAAGGUUCGACAUCGGCGUCAUAAACGUCCGUUUUACAGACGUGUCUUUAAUUACAUAAGAAACGCUUGGACUGGAGUUAAUUUCUCAUCGUCAAACGAUUCCGAAUUAGAAGAAUUAGAAACAACACCACGCUAUCGCCCGGAUUCACUAAGUGCAUUAAGUCGGUCAACACGUUUUUCCGAAGCAGAAAUCAAACGAAUUUACCGUGGAUUUAAGGCCGAGUGUCCAACUGGCGUUGUUAAAGAGGAUACUUUCAAAAUUAUCUACUCGCAAUUCUUUCCACAAGGAGGAGAAAUAACCGGAGCGAAUACCGGACUUUACGCACAUUAUGUGUUCAACACUCUCGACUCGGAUCACAGUGGUAUUGUUAGUUUUGAGGAAUUCGUUCAAAAUCUUUCAACAUUGUUACGUGGCACAAUGGAAGAAAAACUACGUUGGACAUUUCAACUAUACGAUAUAAAUGGCGAUGGAUUUAUAACACGAGAAGAAAUGACUGAUAUUGCUAUCGCAAUUUAUGAGCUAAUGGGACGAAAUCCGGAAACCGUUCACACAGCACCCGAUCCGGAUCAAAUCAGAGACAAAGUUGAGAGAAUUUUUACGAAAAUGGAUCUGAAUCGAGAUGGAGUGGUUACAUUGGACGAAUUUUUAGAAUGUUGUCGAAAUGAUGAAAAUAUUUCGCGAUCAAUGGCUGUUUUUGAUUCUGGCUUCUGACAAAAUGCCCAGGUGUCAGACGAUCCACCACCAGCACGACAACAAAACACCAACAAAAGUGGCGGAACGACAACAGCAACAAUAACAGGUAAAAAACCCAAUAGACUACCAUCGUCUGCACCGAAAACCCAUCACAACCAACAGCACCAUCCACAUUUCCAGCAUCCAGCACCGACACCACCACCGUCAGCAUGCCAAUUUUCACACCACAAUUAUAUUCAACCAAUUUAUCACCAGUUAUAUCCGCAACAGAAUCACCAUUACGCUAGCAAUAAUCCAUAUCGGCAGCCGCCGAGAUAUCAGCACCAAUCGGAACACACACGAACGCGCCAAGCAAAUGGAUAUACAGAUCAACAUCAUCCUCCGGAUCAUUUACAAACACCAUCAACAUCAUCGCUUUCGGGUGGUGUACAAUCGCUUCAACAGCAAAGCACAUCAAGACCAAACUCUCAAGAACAAAUUCAAUUACAACCGUUGCACGUUCGACCCGAUUCACCCUCCCUCGUCAAAGUAAAAAGUUGGUACACAAUGUCAAAACGAGAUGUUUGUUAGCUGCAUAAAGCGGUCACCAUUUUCGUUCUGUUUGUUUUGGAACCGAAAGUGGAAACCGAAUUUGGUAUUGUUGUUUUUUUUUAGCUGUGGAUCAGAUAAAAUUCAAACACAUUUUUGGAUAAAUUCGUAUAAUAGUUGUUAUCGAGUGAGUUAUGACGAUUGAGUACAACAGGUGCGUAUAUAUUUCCUACAGAAGAGAUUAGAAUAGAUGAAAUAUAAACAUUUGCAUGAGUAAGCAUACGUAUAGAAGACAAAUGAAAGUUAUUGAAAACCUUGGCUUUAAAAUCGAUUCGAUUGAAAAUUGAACAGUUCUGCGAAUUAUUUUUGUAGUUUCUGUGUAUUGAAUAAUGUCUAUGAUUGUCGCAGAUAUUUUCAAAUGCAAAGAUACACGUUCUGUUAUUACAUUAAAAUGAAUGAAAAACUAUUCGAAAUACCAAAAGAAAUGGUGUCUAAUCAAAUCCAUAUGUAUAAUUAAUUGAAUAAAUGUUUAUAUAUGAGUGUUGUUAAAUUCAAAUCCAAUCUAUUAUUAUUAAGAUCGAAAGAGGAUCAAAUAUAUUUAAAUAAAUGAUAAAUCGACGAUACCAAAUAACAAUCUAGACAGAAAACUCUUUAUUAAAUGUUAACAUUCAUUAUGAAUGACAGAGAUUAUCUUUAUAUAUAUUUAGGCAGUUUGAAGAGAUGUACCUAUUGCGAAUGCCAAUUAGCGCAAUAUUUGAAAAUAUAUUUUAGUCAAAAGGGCGUCAUUCGAUAAAUUCCGGCAAUGAGAUUUCCGCACAUCGGACCUUUCGAUUAAAAAAAUAUUCAAAACGACUAUUUAAUUUAAUAUGAAUAAGUUGAAAACUUAUGAUAGCGUUUAAUAGACCAAGAGAGUACUAAUGAAACCAAUGAUUUCAAUACCUAUUAUGAGGCUAACAAAAAUGUAAAAGAAAUUCUUUAUUGGAUUAAAUCAAAUUAAAUAAAAAUCAUUAAAAUUUCACAGACACACACAGAGAAUAAUAAAUAAACAUUCAACUAUUGGAACUAGUGACUAGCUGUUUUACUUAAGUGUUUUUAAUCGAAUAAAAAAAAACAAAGCAAAUAAACGUUUAUCUGUUCGUAUUUGCAGAUGCAUAUUUAGACAUUUACAAAUUUGUGUACAAUUAGCAACAAAGAAAAAGAAAAGAAAAACAAGUAUAAAUAAACAAAAAUAUGAAAUGUUUUUACCGAUGGAACAAAUUAGGAUGCGAUAGAAAAAGUUCCGUAACCAAAAUCAAGGCCAAAACAAACACUCCUCAUUCAACAUCAUAAUGUGUAACUUGGGCAAACAAUUCACAAACAAUUCACAUUUUUUCCAAUUUGUAAUGUAAGUACAGAUGUGUGCGUACCAAAGAAUACACAUUUUUUUCACACAGCAUGUAUUUACAUGCCAAAAGCAAUUCUUCCAAAAUUCUUCCGGAGUUGUUGAAACUGCUUUGUAUAGCGUGUUUUUUUUUAAAUGCAGGAAAUGAGAAGUUUAAGAAACGGUUGCAUUUUUAUCGCAUAACUUUCUCAAUGUUCAUGUAUAUCUUAUUCGCCCUCUCUCCAUAUUGGAUUCGAUUUUUUAAGGAAACUCAUUCAUACACCAGUACAUACACACACCCCAUCCACAAAUCAAAGUCAUCCACCUCAAACACUACAAAAAAUGAAAUGAACAAAAAAAUAUUUAGACAAAAACAAAUGUUCGGCUUUCGGGUAUAUGUGCAACGACUGGCAAGCAAUAGCUAUUUGUGUACAUGUGUAUACGUGUAGAAGCGCAAUUUAAUCAUUUCGCUGGCACGCACCACAUUACAAAUUUCAAAGUUGCAUCAGUCUGUUGUACAUCGUUAUUGAAUUCUUCACCUAAUAAAUGUCUUAUAUUUUCAUUCUUUGGUAUAUAUAAAAAAAAGCAACAACAUAAAUUUAAAAAAAUUAGCUGAAAAUCUGUCGCGAUUCGCGAGUGAUCUAUUCCGACCGGAUCCACCUUUUGUGUCCAUGACAGAUUUCUAGUAAAUCAACAACGCCCUGACCGAAUCCACUUGGUGUGCGUCAUAAUUGCGACAUAUUUUCAGUGUAAAAAAAACAUUUCGUAGUUAACUCUGAAUGUUAUUGAGCCAAAAAAAAAUUGACAACAAAACACAACUAAUUGUAAAUAAUUAUAAUAAUAGAAACAGUACAAUAAAAGUAUAAAUGUUCGACAUGAUGUAUGAAAUCAAAAACAAAAAAAAAAUAGUUUCCAAAUAAAUUUACCAUGUUUUUCAUUUCAUCAUUAAAAAUUGGUCGGUUCAAAAUCAAAGAAUUUUUUCGAUUGUUAUUUGAAAAAAUAAACAAGAAAUCUUGGUGCAAAAGGAAUUUGUUAAAAGUAGAUGCAUUUUUUGGUGCAAAUAGACGCACGCGCGAUGUAUUCAUGUCACGUCAAAUCAUCAAAAAUCGUGUUUAAAUUUUGGAGACCUCAUUGAAUUGGCGUCCAAUCAAAUUUGUGAAUAGCAUUUAUUUUGAUUGGUCUGAUGAAUUGCGGUCCGUUCUUCUUCUUUUUUUAAAACAAUUUUUGUAUAAGACAUUUAAGGAUAUUUAGUAAUAAUAAUAGUAAAAUGUAUAUAAAUUUGAAAAAGUAUCAAAAUAAUCCUAAAAUGGUUCAUAAGUAUUCAAUUGUGAAUUGAAAAGAAAAAAAUAUAAUUGUAUUGAGCCUAAAAACUAUUCAAUGAAUGUAACUUAGUUACAAAAACUAAUACAUAUAAUUGAAAACUGCGCAAAACGAGCAUCCAUUUUCCAUAAGCUCAAUCAAUUGAACCUACUUCUAGCUAUAUUAAUGUUCUUCUUGGUAAUCGCCAAAUCUAAAGCAUCAAUUCGUACCUAAGCUUUUUAAGCAUCAUUACCAACCUAUGUUCUAAAGUGCAUAUUGUUUUUUUUUUCAACUUUGGAAAAUCAAAAAAUGUUUAGCAAUACCGUUAUUUGUAGAUAUGUUCUGUUCAAUGUGAAGAGUUUCUAAGAUAUCAACGAAAUGUUCCAUCAAAUACUCUUCAAUCGUGUAUGGCUUCUGGCUUAUUUUAACGCAUUUUAUGUGACAAAUAUUUCUGAUUUCAUUGCUUCGCAUUUUUGUUGUCAAACACACAGUAUUUUAUUGGAAUCGAUCAAUAGAUUUCAAAUCCUCAUUUAUUCAAAAGCUGCCGUCAUUUUGUGUUCAUAUUCAAAAUCAAAUAAUUCGACAUUCAUGUUAAAUUAAAUAAAUAAUAAGUCGUUGGCCAUUUUAAACGUUCUCUAAUUUAUUUGAACUCACUUGAACAACGGAAUAAUAUCUGUUAAUAGCUUUUUAAUUAAAACUGACCAAUUAAUUGAAGAGUAAAUUUACAGAAUUCUAUGUGAAAUUAGCUUAGAACUGUAGCAUUUAAAAAAAACACUGAGCAAACUUAUAUUUUAAUCAGACCAUAUACUGAGCAUAGAUAUUUAUCCGAGAUAUUUCGUGAGUAUCCGAUAAUACGCAACACACAAAUGACAACUAACCUCAAUAUGAACAAAAAUUGACAUAAAACUCAAUUUAUCCGAAGUCUCAACUGUUUUUGGGAUAAAUUUUAGUAUGCAUUUUUUCCGCUCAAAUGCCAAAGUGAUAUAUGUUAAGCACUUAAAUAUUUGAGCAGAUACUGAGGUUAGUUGUCAUUUGUGUGAACACAUUAUUGCUCCUUCUAAACGAACUGUGUACAAGACUUGAAUCGACGUGUUUGACUUAAACACAAUUCGUUUGAAGGAGUAAUAAUGCAGCACAGAUCGACGUUCAUGCUUACACACUAACUCAUCGUUUUCCUCGUUUGACUGCGAUGUACGAGCGAGCAUCUUUGUGUGAGUAUUAUUACCCCUUCCUCGUAUUGUGUUUAAGGUACACACGCCAAUUCGAGUCUCACACACACUUCGUUUAGAAGGAGCAAUAAUGCAUGGACUGCUGCGUUAAUUAUCGGAGUCUCACAAAAUAUCUCGGAUAAAUAUCUAUGCUCAGUAUAUGGUCUGAUUUAAAUGGAAAUCCUGCAUACAGCGUACAUCUAACCUAUAGCAAACAAAAAUAACCUUUAAAAAAAACUUUGUAAAAACAAUUUCCUUCUUCCGAGGAAACGAAAAUGGUGUAAGCUUUUACUUCAUUCAAGUUUAAGUUAAAUUCUUCUCUUUAACCCAGAAAGGAUUUUUUAGACUAUUUUGGCCUAAGCAAAAUGUAUUGUCUUUAUUUUCUACAUAAAAAUGUAUCACUUUUAAGUAUAACUAUAGUUACCGUUAUCAUCGAUGCAGAAUCUUUCCUGCCGAAUAUCAAUGGAAAUGACUUUUAUCUUUGGUAAACUAUAUAUAAUAAUUUUGCAUCUUACAAAAGUGCGAACAACAUUUUUGCGGAUGCCCAUUUCUCUCCAUAUGUAUUGGUCAUUCGUCUAAAUCUAUAUUCUACUCAGAUCGAACUUCUAUGAAGCCCCUAUAACUCUUUAAUCAUAUGCACAUAAUAAAAAUAGCUGUAUUUUUCAAUUUAACAUUUUCAAAUCGAAUUUAUGGAGAGCUCAUAAAACUGUUGAUCAACUGAUUGUAAAAUUCAUUGAGAAUGAAAACGAUUCAUCAAAACACCCGGUCCAGAUUUGGGAUUGAAGGCGCAAUCAGUAAAUUAUAACAUAUAAGAUUAGUAGAUUGUUUGAAUAAUGUAAAAGAAAAUCCAAUAGUUUGCAAAGGUUUUAUUGAAAUGCUUGGAUUCACCGGCAGCAAAAUAAAUGGAUACCGAAUUAUAAUUACAGCGAAAUAUGAAAAUAACAAAGAAAAAAAAAUUGUACAAACAUGUUAGACUUGUCACCUGAAAAAGAGCUAUAAACUAUAUAUAGAAAUGGAAUUUUUGUGUAUAGUUGGUAUAUUGUUGCAAUCUAAUCACAAAUAGUGUAAAUCAAUUUUGAGCCCAUGUCCAAUUGUCUGUAAAAAUCCAGUCGAUUUAUUUUUGGUCAUUUGGUGCAGCGUUUCACAUAGAAACUCACUGCCAAUUGUAUCUAGAGGUAUUUCAAAAAAGAAUCUCUUCAAUUCUGUUCCAUUCAAAUUGGCUGUUUAAUCAAAACAUUCACAAUGUGACGACUCUAAAUUCGAUUUUCUCCCACACUUUUACCUCUGCAACGUAAAUCCCGCAGUACAAAGUAGAAAAGAAAUGAUAAAAAAAUUUGUUGAAUGAAGUGCAAGCCAUAAAUUGAAAAACAGGUCUAACUUAUGAUAACAUUAAUUUAAAAAGGCAGACACAAUUUUUUUUGGUGCACAAUCCUGACGGUUCAAAGUUUUGAAUUUCAAACAUAGCGAUGGUUGUACAUAAAAUAGAAGAAAAAAGCCCAGCAAAGUAAUUGUUAUUAGAAAUGCGUAUUUGCACAUCAUUUUGAAGCCUGUCUCAUAUAAUAUUUAGCAUCAAUGUUUGAAUAUAUUGAAUGGAAACCCACUAGUUUUUUUAGAUAUAUACACAUAACGAUUGAAGCAACACAAUAAAACUACAUACACACACACUCCGACAUCCCUAUACACCGAGAAUUUUUCAUUGGAAUUUAGAAUGAUGGCAAUAUAACUAGGGACAGCCCGAAAGUGCAGGACGUGCCGAACCAUUCAUGUAAUUUACAAUUAUUGUUGGAGUCAAUGUAAAUACACUUUCAAUUCAAGUUACGGUAUUCGUGUCCGUAGUCAAUACACAAAAAAUCAGAUGUUAUUUAAUCAAGUUGUUAUAUGCGCUUAUAAAACUUUUGAUUUUCAAAAUAUUGAACGUUUGCCAAAAAAAAAUUGAAAAGUUCAAUGUAAACCUUUCCAUCCCUUGUGAAAUGUGUCCAUUUGGUGUAAAUGUGAAGAGAUGGAAGAGAGUGACUCUGGAAGUGCGCCAUGUCAAGUUAUUUGAUGUUUUUACGAUGUUCAAAAAAUGCAAAAACAGUUCAAUAAUUGAUACCGCUGAAGAUUUAGUUUUACAUGUCCAUGUUGUCAUAUGUGCACACAAAUUGAAAAUGUAAUGAAAAUCAAAAUCAAAGUUCCUCCAUGUUUCUUUUUCUCUUCGAAAAUCAAUUUAAAUUCAACGGUUUAGUUUCGAUAAAUACAUCGACCAAGCUUUAUACAUGAAACAGAGGUUAGAGGGUUACAUCAGAUAGAGACAACAAAAAAACUUAAAAUCACUGUUAUAUUUUACACCCGACACACCCAGACACAUAUCAACAACAAUUUUACUCUCUAUCGCCCCCCCCCCGGGGCC